ACUCAUCACCCCAAUCGUAGAAGACCUUUUUGGCUUUGGCGUUGCAGUGGCCAGCACUUGUGAAUCCGUUUGGUUUUGUCCAACACUCUGAGCUAUGACGAUGUCUUGGCAUUGCAGGCACACCUCAACCUCAACCUCAACCCCACAUGCCAGUUACCCCUCCGUCGGGGCGGCUGUCGAAUCCAUGAACCUCAAACAAUCUGGAGGCGGAACCCAACAAAGUCAUGCCGCAAUGCUGGCUCACAAUCACAUCGGAUUGAACCGAACUCCCGUCCAGUCAGAGCCUCGGCCCGGAAAACGUGCUGGUGCGCAUUGGGUGAAGCUUCAUCUAUGUUGCGCUGCUGAUGCGAUGCAGAGCGCAGCACCCUUCCGGCCGGCGACUUUUCAAGAAAAUGGCUUGGCAACACAAAAAGGAAAAUUUUCAUGCCUCAGCGCGCAAGAUCUGACCCAGCCACAUGGGGCCCGGCCGUUUGAAGUGCGGCAACCAAAAUGUGCAUGGGGAGUGGGACACCCGAGAUCUUCCGAAUUGAAAUGGGGAUUUGAUAGGCUAAACUCGAAUUUCCAUUCCAUUCAGUCUUCCAUUCGGCUUCCCGAAACCAGGCGCGGCAGCAAACCAGCCCCCGGGGCCAUUUCCUUCGCCCAUGUCUCUCGGCCGGACUUACCUAUCCUCACUCGAAAAAAUAGCUCAUACUUAGUGAAGCAAUGGAUGCCUGACGGAUGGUUACCACGGUACCUGCUUGCAUCUCAAACCCAUAACAAAACAGAUCUGGUGGUUGACGGGUGAAGCAAACAAGAAAAUCGCCGAGCAUGCGCCGGCUGGGAUACCUAUCUGGAAUUAUCGCACCCUAUGAAACACCCCACCAGCAUCAAAACCAUGAACCAGCCCGGUUACACCAAUUAAGCUGGCAUGUAUUGCUUGC
This is a messenger RNA of Chaetomium strumarium, 920 nucleotides long. RefSeq lists its product as uncharacterized. Bases 95 to 784 code for a protein of 229 amino acids. The record is from RefSeq and is a predicted model, not a curated record. Lineage: Eukaryota; Fungi; Ascomycota; Sordariomycetes; Sordariales; Chaetomiaceae. The transcript has a single exon.